AUGGCUGACUUGAUUUCUCUCAUCCAACAGCUGUCUCGGCGACACAAUGGUGGCGACCUCGAUAGCAGGAGAAGCCCUGGCCAAAUGUGCUGUGUCUGCGACUCUCAACCACGAUAUCGGGCUGCUGACGGAGCGGAGCAGGUGCUGCACAAGAACAAUGCAAUGGUCAAGCAGCUCCUGCUCUGUCUUGAGUGCAAGGACUACCACCAGCUUCUUCGCCUCUACCUUCUACACGCCUUCCUGAGCUCCCUCAACUUCUCCGCCUGGGUCCACCGCCAGCUUCUCCUCAGUAAACGCGCCGUCCGCAACCACUUCCUCUCUACCCACUCAUCUGCCGCCGCCUCCUGCCCCCCAUUGUUCUCUAACCCCUCAUGUCUUUCCUCCUCCUCCCAACAACACCAACAGCAUGAUAUCAAUUUGCCAGCGGCGGCGACUGCUGGCCCCCUUUCCCAUACCUUUGUGCCCCACAACCCGCUUGACCAGCUCUUCAAGAACUCCUCCCCCUCUGCUGCAAUGUUUAUCAUGGGCGCCCCCAGCCUCCGGAGCAAGAACAAUAACUCAGAUGAGGGCAGUGGCGCCAUGUCUUCUGCCCCAUCGGCGCUGUCUUUACCUCCCCCUCAUAAACCACUUCUGCUGUCGAGGAUCGAGAGCAGGACGAAGAAGAUGAGCAUGGGAAGGGGCUUGAUGCCUGGCCUUGGGUUUGACGAGGUCAGGAAAAGCCGCACAAUCAUCAGCGCACCUUGCAUCCGGCGCACAGUGCCAACCAUGCUCCAGGAGCAGCACCAUCAACAGUCCCCAGCUCUUCCACCUCCAAUUCUGACUCCACAUUGCUGA
Messenger RNA from Puccinia triticina, 834 nucleotides. RefSeq lists its product as uncharacterized. The record is from RefSeq and is a predicted model, not a curated record. The coding region runs from base 1 to 834 and encodes 277 amino acids. NCBI's taxonomy places the organism in Eukaryota, Fungi, Basidiomycota, Pucciniomycetes, Pucciniales, Pucciniaceae. The transcript is spliced from 4 exons.